Messenger RNA from Meloidogyne enterolobii, 272 nucleotides. The record is from the annotation of a GenBank genome assembly. NCBI's taxonomy places the organism in Eukaryota, Metazoa, Nematoda, Chromadorea, Rhabditida, Meloidogynidae.
UUGUGGAUGAAAGAAUUACACAAAUUGAGGCUACUAAACAAAGACAGACUAGGGAUGAAGAUGAUGGGGAGGAGGAAAGUUCUAAUUCAGAGGAGGAAGAGGACAUACUUUCGAAACACGAUGAUGAUAGCAGUACAAAUAAUAGUCCUUUACUAAAUCGUCGCCGUUCUGUCAUGCAAUGGCCUGUCCCACCCCCUCAACCUGCAGCUGUUGCAGCAACUACUCGUUUUUGCCAAAACAAGCGAUGGAUGAUGGGGCGCCAAUUAAGUGGA